This is a messenger RNA of Sphaeramia orbicularis (orbiculate cardinalfish), 3365 nucleotides long. It is a transcript of the gene neff1, whose product is annotated as neuronal intermediate filament family member 1. The transcript is spliced from 4 exons. Lineage: Eukaryota; Metazoa; Chordata; Actinopteri; Kurtiformes; Apogonidae. Gene Ontology annotation, biological process: intermediate filament organization. Bases 158 to 1729 code for a protein of 523 amino acids. Gene Ontology annotation, molecular function: structural constituent of cytoskeleton. The record is from RefSeq and is a predicted model, not a curated record. Gene Ontology annotation, cellular component: intermediate filament; cytoplasm.
GCCGCCGCCUUCACUAUAAAAGCACCUGUCCUGGCCAGACUUCACUCGCAUCUCACUUUCUCUCUCUUUCUCACACACUCACCCUCACACACUCCUCAGCUCCUCACACACACUCUCUCCCGUACAGAGCAGAGGGACCGGACAUCACUAAGGAAACAUGAGUUACUCCAGCGACAUUUACAGCAGCAGCUCCUAUCGGAAGAUCUUUGGAGAUGCUCCCCGGUCCGGCCGCGUGGGUAUGGGCAGCAGCCCGUCCCGCAUGCACUCUGCGGGAUACCGCAGCAACCACCGCACCUACGGUUCUCCAUCCGUGAUGUCCUCCACCGCCUACCGCAGGACGGCGGCACCCGGCCGCGUCUUCUCCUCCAUGCCGGAGUCCGUGAUGGACCUGACCCAGUCCACCGCGGUCACCAACGAGCUCAAGAUCAUCCGCACCAAUGAGAAGGAGCAGCUGCAGGGCCUCAACGACCGCUUCGUGUCCUUCAUUGAGAAAGUUCACAACCUGGAGCAGCAGAAUAAAGUUCUGGAGGCGGAGGUGACGCUGCUGCGGCAGCGCAACAGCGAGCCCUCCCGCCUGCACGAGCUGUACGAGCAAGAGAUCCGCGAGCUGCGGGCGCGCGUGGAAGAGCUGACGCACGAGAAGAGCCAGAUGCACCUGGACUGCGUGCAGAUGAAUGACACCCUGGAGCGCGUGCGGGAGAAGCUGGAGGAGGAGACCAGGAUGCGGGAAGAGGCUGAGAACGCUCUGAAGGGCUACCGGAAGGACGUGGACGACGCCACUCUGGCCCGUCUGGAGCUGGAGAAGAAAGUAGAGUCCCUGCUGGAUGAGAUUGCCUUCCUCAGAAAAGUUCACGAGGAAGAACUGCAGGAGCUCCAGACUUCACUGCAGGCCACGCAGGUGUCAGUGGAGAUGGACAUGACCAAACCUGAUCUGGCUGCUGCCCUGAAGGACAUUCGGAGUCAGUACGAGAACCUGUCAGCCAGGAACCAGACCCAGGCCGAGGAGUGGUACCGCUCUAAGUUUGCCACUGUGACCGAGGCGGCUGCCCGCAACCAGGACGCCAUCAAGCAGUCAAAGGAGGAGCUGAGUGAGUACCGCAGGCAGGUGCAGGCCCGUACCCUGGAGAUCGAGGCUCUCAGGGGCCACAAUGAGGCCCUGGAGAGGCAGAUCGCAGAGAUGGAGGAACGCCACAACAAUGAAAUUGGAGAGAUGCAGGAUACCAUCCAGCAGCUGGAGGCCGCCCUGCGCUCCACCAAAGGAGAAAUGUCCCACCACCUGCGUGAAUACCAGGACCUGCUGAAUGUCAAGAUGGCUCUGGACAUUGAGAUCGCUGCCUACAGGAAGCUGCUGGAGGGCGAGGAGUGCCGCCUCAGCUCAGUGGGCGGAGCCAUGGUCCAGUCUGGCUAUCCCGGCUUCUCCUACAUGUCUGCUCGCACCUACACCCUCGGAGCCUACAGGAAGUCCAGUGCCAAGCCUGAAGACGAAGAGGAAGAGGAUGGAGAGGAAGAGGAGAAGGAGGAAGAAGAGGAGGGAGAGGAGGGAGAGGAGGGAGAAGAGGGAGAGGAGGGAGAGGAUGGAGAGGAGGAGGGAGAGGAAGGAGAUGACCAGGAGGAAGGUGAGGGUGAGGAAGAGGAGGAAGAGGAGGAGGAAGACAAGCAGAAGGAGAAGGGGAAGGAGGAGAAGGAGAAGAAGAAGGAGAGCCCCACUGGCAAGAACAGCAAGAGCUAAACGGCUAAUGUCAACAUCAUCAUCUUCAUCUUCACAUUCCUCAUCAGUCCAGUCAUUCAUAUGGAUCUCCUGUUCACAACAACACCACUCACACACACACACACACACACACAGUCACAUGUGCACAGUCGAGAUGCCUCACACCUUGUGUCCUUCUGUUUGCUCUGUAACUCAGAUGUACUUAGUUUAUUAGAAAGAGCAAGUGAGUUAGAAGACGAGUUUCAUUCAUUUACAUCAUCAGCAGAGAUUGUUUUAUCAGCAUCUGUCAUGAUUUAAGCUAGUGCGAUGCCACAAAGGCGGAAAAAGGACAAUGUUUUCUUUAAUAUAUGUAACCGUCAUUAAUGUGCCAUUAAUGAUCGAUCUUUACAGUACAAGUUAUCUUUGAAAGUCACAAUCUUGUUAGCACAGACUUCAACGCACACAUCUGAAGCACGGGAAACAGCCGGUCCAACUUUUACGGUGCUAUUUGAUUUUUACAUAUAAAAGUUGGGGAGUACUGUAAGUGAGGAUUUUAACCAGACAGAUGCUCUACCAGCUCAUUCCUGAAAGUUAGCGUGUCAAACAGGGGAGUUUAGAGUCUAUUUCAAUUGCAAAUUCAACCCCUGUGUUUCCUACAGAAUGUGAAUGCUUUCCUUCCCUACGUCUUUCUCCUACUCUUUCCCAUCAUCCCUUGCUUGGGUCUGCAUCUCAACCCCACAACGACAAAAUGAAAUGUAGGCAUUUAUCAUUUAUCACCCCUUUUCAUGCUGUUUUUGUCACUGCAGUGUCACAGCACGGCAAUAAUGAGCUCAGAAAAACUGUAUAUACAAAUGUUUGUGGAGGGUGGAGUGGGUUAUGCUGCAGCUUCUCUUCUGGGAGGUGCAUCUCUGGGAAUGAAUAUCAAGAAUAAAGAAUGAAAAAUAUACAGAGUUGCUAUAUAUAUAAAAAAUAUAUAUAGAAAUAUAUAUAUAUAUAAUUUUUGGGGGAAAAUGAAUUAUCCCACCUUUGAUUGAUUCAUUUGUCAGUGAAUAGUAUUUAUCUGAUAAAUCACCGUUUAUUUGCAAGUGUUCUCCCUCCCUUUCCGAAAUCAGAAAUACCUUCAUAAUGCAAACAUGUCAGUGAUUUAGUUUAAUUUGGGCGGAGGUGAAGGUGAGCGUGGCUGUUAGUGUCAGAGCAGCUGACGGUGACACUGACAGCACUCAGCUCAGACUGCAAAUGGCAGGUGGGGUCAUGGUGAUAUGGUACAGAGUCACUUAUAAGGGCUAUUUGCACUGUAACCCUAUCUAUCAAUGUUGUCCCUCAUUUCAUCUCCCUUUGCCGUCUCCUCUUGACAAAUGAAUCAGUCGACGGUUUUGAAUGCAUGGCCUGACUCUUGGAGCUUGAAUACCUGCGGAUGGGUUAGAUUUUUUGCUUGUUGUGUGUUCAAUUAAAAACUUGCCUUAACCAUUACUGAAAGGAAAAAAAAAAAGAAACAAACAAAAAAAAGAAACAAAACUCAACAAAACAUAUUUUCACCUGCAUCUCACUUGUUUCCGGGGUAGUUGAGGAGUGUGGACACUUUACAGAUCGUUCUGCUAAACAACUGUGACUGUAUGUGCUGCUAUGUCAUGCAGUGAUAUUCCUGUCAAAGCCAAAUAAAGACCAUUUAUUAACCAAA